AUGUCUCCAAAAGCAAUCAACCAAUCCAAAAAGAGUGUGAACUCCCGCCCAAGCGGAACUACCCCAUUUGAACGCAAAAGACGAGCUUCGUCCUCAUCCGUCUCUAGUGUCUCGUCUGUCUCUUCUCUUGAAGAUCUCAGUGAGGAAGCGGACGAAUCCGAAGAUGCUGAUGAUGAAGAGGACCGACCACUAGCCCAAGUCCCGUCUUACAAUCGUCGUCGCAACAAUAACAAUGCUCGUAAGGCGGGGCGCCAACCCAUCAAGAAUAAGAGAAGACGGGUAUCAGACGAUGAAGACUCCGACCCCUUCAGCAGCGCCAGUGAUUCAGAAGAUAGUUCAGACGACGUUUAUGCUGCCGUGGACUAUAUCACGGACGCUGAAGAUGAAGACCAAGAUGUUGAGAAGUUGGAAGAGAUCAUGAUUAUGGAAUCCGAAAGAACUCAUCGGGUUUUGCCUACGUCUGAAACUCAUGACCAGUGGCACGGUGCUGAGAUGUUUGGGGACUCCAUGAUUCUGCCCGCCGCUUCCUUCUUCGACGAGGAGCAACUGUACAGUGCCAUGGAUAACUUUGGCGAGACCGAUUUCGCCAGUGAGGCAGUGGAAACUCCCGUGGCUGCUCGACGUGUCCACUUCGAGGAACGAUCGGACUCUUCCUCUGACAGUGACUCCCACACUGAGGAUGAGAUCCCCGGUGAUUUCCUUCAACAAGACUCCCUGGACCCUCAGUUGCGUCGCAUGAUUGAAAACGAUAAUGAGAACCGCCGCAGCCAGCGUCACCAGUCUGAAGAGAUUUUUGGUGACGUCGAUUAUGGCCAGGGAAACAUCUAUCACGUCGAGUCUGAGGGAACGUCCGAGGGUAGCCUCAGCGGUUAUGAGACCGACGAUGGUGAUACUACAGACGAGGAUCUCCCCCCCCCAGCAACCAUUACACACCCCCGCUCCCUCCUUCGUCGGGAUUCAACCGACUCUCUCGUCGCUCCUAGUGAUGAGAAGACCGACAACCUCCCUCGCCGACGUGGCCCCAUCAUGGGCACCUUCGUUGCUGAUCCUCACAAGCCUGUAGCCUUGGUCGACUGCACUGGCAAGCACCUUGUUAUCAUCCCAGCCUAUGCCUCUUCCCGCCAUGACUGGUUGGACUCUGCCGCCAACAGUAUGCCUGGCACAGCCAACAACAGCCCCCGCCAAACCACGUUGCAGUUGGUUGAUGAGAGUGAUACCGAAGCUCUUGCUUCCCCCAACCAGAUCGACUUCAGUCCCAUGCUGGCAUCCAGCGCCAAUUUGAUGAUGACAGCCCUCGGCAACGACCUUACCCCCGGCGGUCAGGUCAUGGGACCCCCUGAAGCAUUCUACCCAUCACAAGACUUCACCAUCGACAGCUCCUUUGAAGACGAUGAAGAUGAUGACCCCGAAUCUGCUUUAAAUGUCGAUGACUUCAUCGACUUUGGCAAUGGAUCCUCUGAUGAAGAGGACAUGGGAAAAUUUGAUGACGAGACUCUCAUCUCCCCUAUGGCUGCCGCCUCUUCUGUCCCAAACAUGGGCACCCCAACACCGACCCGCAACAACUCGGAUGCCCAGCCGGACGCCAAUGCUGAACGCUUCUUGAACCACCUUGAUAAGGGCAUUGUCACCGCCUUCCGUCGCAACAACAACCGCUACCAAGCACUUCUUCGACUUCCUCAGCACCGCGAAUUUAUGCCCGCCAAUUCACCCGCGCGCCCAGCCAGUGUCUUCCGACAUGCCAAACAUACUGACCAGCGCACACCUACCCGGAAGCGCAAAUCAAGUGGCUACGCAGGUGGCGAGGCUGUUCGACGCAAGUUGAUGGACGCCCAUCGUCGCUCCUCCCAGAUACCAUUUUAA
This is a messenger RNA of Penicillium angulare, 1860 nucleotides long. RefSeq lists its product as uncharacterized. Bases 1 to 1860 code for a protein of 619 amino acids. NCBI's taxonomy places the organism in Eukaryota, Fungi, Ascomycota, Eurotiomycetes, Eurotiales, Aspergillaceae. The record is from RefSeq and is a predicted model, not a curated record. The transcript has 2 exons.